CCCUUUUCUUCAACGGCAAACACAGAACUAAAACAAAGAUCAAUCGGAAAACAGAGAAAGAAAAGCUUGACUUGCUACAGAGAUGUCGGUUGUGGUAUCAAAUUCUCCGGUGUUUUCUUCUCCAUCGUCUUCUUUCUUCCGCAACAAUAUUGAAACCCUAGCAGUAACCUUGUCGCACCUCAAAUCUACGCAGUCUCCGACUGCUUCUUCUCCAUUGUCUCCUUUCUCGCCGCUUCGGGUGCGACUCCAGAAGCCUCCUGUCUCGAUUCCAUCUUCUUCUUUGGCUUCGACUUCAGUGUCCGGUUCCCGAUUUGGGGCCGGGUCGCCUCAGGCGUUGUUGAAGAGGAAGAGACCGGCGAGGUUGGAUAUACCGGCGGUGGAUAUGGGACUUGGAGCUCCGGAGACUCCAGCGGCGGGUGGAAGGAUAUUGGAGGAGGUAGAGAUGGAGAGAGAAGGAUAUGGGUAUUCCGUGUAUAGCAAGAGAGGGAGGAGAGCGGCCAUGGAAGAUCGGUUCUCUGCUACUGUUGGUGUUCAAGGAGAUUCCAAACAGGCUUUAUUUGGUAUCUUUGAUGGGCAUGGAGGUGCAAAAGCUGCACAGUUUGCAUCGCAAAACUUAGAUAAGAAUAUAUUGAAGGAAGUUUCAAAGAUGGGAGAAAGAGGAAUAGAGGAUGCAGUCAAAUGUGGAUACUUAAAGACGGAUUCUGAGUUUUUAAAGGAAGAUAUUCACGGUGGCUCGUGCUGUGUGACAGCUUUGAUUAGGGAAGGAAAUCUAGUUGUAUCCAACGCUGGUGAUUGUUGUGCUGUCAUCAGCAACCAAGGCAUAGCAGAGGCCCUCACAUCUGAUCACCGGCCUUCCAGGGAAGAUGAAAAGGAUAGAGUUUUGAGCAAGGGGGCCUAUGUUGAUAAGAUCCAUGGUGUUUGGAGAAUUCAGGGGUCCUUGGCUGUUUCGAGGGGAAUUGGGGACCGGCAACUAAAACAGUGGGUCAUAGCUGAGCCAGAGACGAAAAUCUGUAGAAUCAAACCUGAACAUGAGCUCUUGAUCUUAGCUUCUGAUGGUUUAUGGGAUAAGGUUAGCAAUCAGGAAGCAGUAGAUGUAGCACGCCCGUUUUGCUUGGGAAUUGACAACCCUGAACCAUUGUCAGCCUGUAAAAGGCUUGCCGAUCUUGCUGUGUCACGAGGUUCUUGUGAUGAUAUUAGCAUCAUGCUGAUUCGGUUGCGGCACUUCAUUUAACGACUAGAUUAGUUAUUCAGUAGGAAACACAACUAACAAAUAAGAUUUGAUUGAAGUUGUCUCCCCCUGUGAAAGGAAAGGCUCCCAUGAGUGGUCAUUGGGGUUGCCGCAGAAGGUGGUAUAUAAUACAAGCAUCAAGUCUGAUUAUCUAUUAUUUGGUGGGGAAUUUAAUUUACACACACAUAGCUGAAGAUAGAUUUUACAAAUUUAUGUAACAUUCUUUGAUUCUUUUACUAAGUUAAUAACAUUGACUGCACAUUAUAUUCAAUUUGAAAUGAAGAAUUCUUAUCGUUGUGUUGUUGGUGUUUACAA
Molecule: messenger RNA, 1543 nt
Organism: Tripterygium wilfordii
Lineage: Eukaryota; Viridiplantae; Streptophyta; Magnoliopsida; Celastrales; Celastraceae
Product: probable protein phosphatase 2C 25
Exons: 4
Coding region: 83-1231 (382 amino acids)
Biological process (GO): protein dephosphorylation
Molecular function (GO): cation binding; protein serine/threonine phosphatase activity
Source: RefSeq, a predicted model, not a curated record